AUGGACCCUGUCAGCAUUACGACCGGCGCUUUGGGCCUUGCUAAAACCGUGCUCGACGCUACGGCGCUCAUCAGGAGUGCCGUGGACAAUUUCCGGGACGCGGCCGCGGUCGCUCGCGACAUCGAAGACGAGGUUUUGGUCAUCCAAGCUUCUCUACGUCAAAUCGAGACGGCACUGACACCAGACCCCUGGGUUGUUGGGCGUUUGGGCCUCGGCCAUAUAUUCGAGAUAUCCGUCGAAGGUUGCUUGGAGAUCCUGCAGGCCAUCGACGCCGAGUUUUGGAGCCUCCACCGGCGUGACGACUGGCGAGCCCGGUUGGAGAUAUGGUGGAAGGAAGGGGACAUUCGCCGCUUGCUUGGUAGAUUGGACAGGAAGAAAGGGGCCUUGAUGCUCCUGGUGCAGGCGCUGAACUUGCGGUCCGUAUUGGAUUUGCAAGUCUUGCUACACCAAAACCAGUCCACGCUCGACCUUGCGCGCCUUGGGCUGGAUGACAUGGUUCCCUCGUACCCCGCCAUCAAGGGACACGGCCUGGACUCGGUUGCUUCUGAACUCUGUUCGAACGCUAGUCUGCUGGGAGAUCGAGAAUCUCUCCUCAGUGACACUCGCUUUGCGUUUGACGGCAUCUGCUUCGGCAGCAAGGCGUAUGCGCAUGCAGUUGCCAGGGUGACGGCUGAGAAGAAGAAGGGAAACCGGACAGAUCCGACGUCGACCGAAACACGGCCUGACGACCGGUUAGAGUCUGUCAACGAGAAGCACGGCCAACUGCCUGAAGACAAAGUCACUCCUAUUAUCCAGACAGGUGUCGAUCCCGCAAUCCACGAGGCAGUAUGCAUCAAGCUUCGUGAAGCGGAAGCGCGCAUCAAGGCGCUCGAAUGCGAGCUGCAGCAUUAUACUCGAACACGAGCCGGGAACGACGAUGCCCGAAAAGAAGUGCUGCUUCUUGGGCAAGAAGGUCCUUCCCACCGGAAGGCGGCACUCAUUAAUGCUGCCAAGCAGAACGACAAGCCCUUGGUGUCCCAUGCCACUCCGCCAGAACGAGAGACAACGAAAAAGGUCAGGACCAAGAUUGGGGACUCGCCGUCGUCAAAAAAGUCUACCCAGGUUUCGCGGCGGUCUCCAAGCUUUUCGAAGGCCCACACAGCAGCACAUGUCGAAGCACAGGAUAGCAUGGCCACGUCGGACAAACCUGCCGAGAAAGACAUAUCCCCACCAGACUCCAAGGAACGGGGCCACCAUUUUGGAAUGGCCCGAGAACGGAAGCACUUCAGCCGGAGUCCGUAA
Messenger RNA from Thermothielavioides terrestris NRRL 8126, 1281 nucleotides. RefSeq lists its product as uncharacterized. The record is from RefSeq and is a predicted model, not a curated record. The transcript is spliced from 3 exons. The coding region runs from base 1 to 1281 and encodes 426 amino acids. Lineage: Eukaryota; Fungi; Ascomycota; Sordariomycetes; Sordariales; Chaetomiaceae.